CGCUCGAGCAAGGCGGUGUGCAUUCAUCCAGAGGUGGGGCUGCUGUAUGAGUCAUCGGUUGACAUGGUCAACGUCGACGCGAUAUUGUUUGACCCAUCGACGCUCGACGGCCCCGCGGCGGGCGGCAACGCCAGCGUCCAGCCGCCAGGCGCGGCUCAGGAGAAACCGCCAUGGGCCGCAGGGGCCGACGGCGGCGGCGGCGACAAUGGCGGCGAGGCCGGCGCCGGCGGUGGCGAGGCCUGCGCCGACGCCGAGGCGGCCUGA
Molecule: messenger RNA, 264 nt
Organism: Monoraphidium neglectum
Lineage: Eukaryota; Viridiplantae; Chlorophyta; Chlorophyceae; Sphaeropleales; Selenastraceae
Exons: 1
Source: RefSeq, a predicted model, not a curated record